AUGUCAGCACCUAAACCUCCGAUCGCGCUCAAGAACCAUUGCUCGAUCAUCCAUAAUGGGAUCGUCUACGUUUAUUCGCCUGAGGCUUUCCAGUCGCUCGAACUGAAAGAAGGAAGAGAGUGGAAAGAAGAAAGCAACGGAGUGUCAGUGACCGGGGCGGUUUGCGUCAAGGGUGGUGUGGACGGAGACAACUCAAGACCAGCGCUAUAUGUUGUCGGCGGCGCCGCGAACGCAUCGUCUUCCAACUAUCCAGGCUUACAGCGUUACUCAAUCUUGGACAAAUCCUGGGCAACCAUCACGCCCGUCGUCCCUGUCACUCAACAUCGCCAGAACCAUGGAGCUGCCUACCUGAAUGCAUCGUCAUCACUAUUGGUGUAUGGAGGGUCCCAAGAUGGCUACACAGGGCCCUCCUCUGAGACGUUUCUUCUCGAGAUGUUUCCGCCAUAUCGGGUGUUGGCAUAUAGCUCAAUUGCGCCUCCAACAGUGAAGCCGUUCGUGCUUCCAUGGACAGAAGAUCGCGCUUUGAUGGUCGGCGGAAGCACUACAAAUGUGAACAUCUUUACUUUUGGCCCUUCCGACGGAUGGCAAGACCUUGGUCUGUCACUGCCGGCUUCGCUUCCUGAUCCUUCUGUCGCGCAAUGCGCGCUGCUUUCGUUGGACGACAACAGCAAGAUCCUUCAGACUUUCGAUCUGGGCCAGUCUCCGCCCACAGUUACCUCAGACGUCCUCCUGAAUCCGGGUGGCCUUCCUGCCGCUUACAACGAAACAGUGGGAGGGCUGGUUUCAACCGCAAGUUCCACAGCCACUCCGAACUCCUCCUCGAGAUCAAAAAGGGCGAUAUAUCUGAACAGUUAUCCGACAUAUAACAGCAGUCUCGGGCCGUCAACCAAGCGGACGGGUUUCGACCUGGCGCAAGACAACGACGGACUGGUGGCGUUCAUCGGUGGUAACGACAACGAUCCGCUAGUCUUCUUCAAUCAGACCGCAAAUAGCUGGGUCCCACCCACUCAACUACUCGGGACUCAGGAAAUCCCAUCGACCACUCCCUCAAGCAGGCAGCCAUCGGCAAGUGCAAGUGCCACUUCGACCAGUAUUGCAGCCAAAUCAGGGUCAUCUAACAAGACCCGGUGGCCGACGAUCUUGGGUGCCGUACUUGGGAGCAUCUGCGGGGUGGCGGCAAUUCUCAUUAUUCUCCUGCUCUGGAUGAGAGCAGUUCGCAAGAAGAGAGCGCGGAAAGAAAAGCAAACCGAGUAUGCCGAUGGCAAGCGCAGAAGUGGUGAAUACCCCCACGAAGAAAACGGGCUACAUCCCCUUUCGAAGGCUGGACAACCCAUGGGAAGAAGCCCGGUGCCUUCUACGGUCAUAACCGAGGCGGACAGUACAGCUAUGUUUGGUGGCAGACCAGACCCCAAACAUCUGAUCCGGCGGGUCUCUUCCGAUCGAGCUCUACCCGGGUCCCGCGCCUCUAGUAUGGGCCUUGGACAGUCGCUUUUCAAGCGUGAGCGGGAAAAGGGGUCACUGACCAUCUCCAAACCGAUGAUGCCUGAUCUGGGCGACUACGAAGAAAGGCCCAGCAUUGAAUUGGGUAAGGCGACCCCCGCCUACCUAGUAGCUGCGAAGCCAGCUCCUGCGCGCAAAGCAUCUCAACGCAAGACUAACGAUGGCUGGGGGAGUUAUUUCCACGGCGAGCCCGUCCCCGAGAGCCGAACGACGUUUUUCUCCCGGGGCUCAGGUGGUACAAAUCUUACCAAGAGCGAGUUUUGGCCCGGUUCAGGGGUGCCCGAGAGCUCGACACGGUCACCGAAGAUCAUUUUGCGAGACAGCGCUGGCAAUCGGCUGGAAGCACAGAGCGUUGCUGCGGGAAGUCCCAGUUUGAAACAUGGGCCUCCCCAUUCGCAAAGUCGAGGAUUUCAGGCACAAGUGUCGAGAGCGACAUCGGUGGCGACUACAGACACUAAUGAUGACAACGAGUAUGAAGACGAGCAAUAUGAGGGAGCCUUUUCCAGUGGAGUUCCGGCCAGCGUUCAUGACACGGCUUGGACCCCGGUAGGCAAUACUUGGUCGGGUCCAGCUCAACGUCCGCUGAACCCCCCAAGCAGUUAUCUGGCGGCCCAGGAAGCUGCAGAUCCUUUGCCAACCUCGGCGUCAAACGAGACGAGCGACAGCUCAGGAACGCAAAACUCGUCGAUACCCCCCUUCCCCAUGCCGAAUUCGAUACGGUCGAUACAGCCCAGUGGAGGACGGCGACCAUCAAUCGGGCCUGAUACGCGACAAGACGAGGCUGGCGACUAUUUCAGCCACGUACGAGUACGAAGCCGCACGCCGGACAACACGGACAUGUCGUGGAUAAAUCUUGGGACUCAAGCCCGGUGA
Capronia coronata CBS 617.96 is the source of this 2373-nucleotide messenger RNA. RefSeq lists its product as uncharacterized. The coding region runs from base 1 to 2373 and encodes 790 amino acids. NCBI's taxonomy places the organism in Eukaryota, Fungi, Ascomycota, Eurotiomycetes, Chaetothyriales, Herpotrichiellaceae. The transcript has a single exon. The record is from RefSeq and is a predicted model, not a curated record. Gene Ontology annotation, molecular function: protein binding.